UCGUGCCAUCGGCGCCGGUCCUCCGCUCGCGCAGCGAAGUGAGCACACGCACGCAGUGUGUUCCCGAACGGCGCGCCGCUAAUCACGACACCCGGAGAAGAGCGAAUCUCUCGCGUAAAUAAACCGCUACGGGGCUGGUCACCCUAUUAUCAUCCCCCCGACACAAAUAAUAUCGGCGCCUCCACCAACAAUAAACAAAGCUGGCUAAUGAGUGCACACUGACAUUCGGACAGUGUUUGUUUGAUGAUGUUAUCAGCGCGCCACAUGUGAAAGUUGACAAAUUGAGAGCUGCCCGCAAGUGUGAUGCGUGUGAAUAAUUCGAAGCGCUGGAAUGAGCCGCGUAGAGCAUCGAGAGUUGUAUCAGAGGAGAAUUCGACUUCAAACUGAUUAGUUACAGCACUCGUUGUGCCUGGCAGUCCGAAAAGCUGUACCCUGGUUACGAAACGACAGGCAGCAAAAUUCACCAAGGAAUACUAAGAGCGCAGAAAACUGGCUAAAGAUGGGCUAACAACAGAAUUUAAUAAAUCGUCUCCAAAAUAUGACGCUGACGCCGCCGAUAUUCGAAUCAUCCGCCAUGGUGACACUGGCGACCGCCAUCCGGGUGCUUCCGACGUGUGAAUUAAUCUCUUCAAAUCGAAGAGAACUCCCUUGAAAAAAAAACGCUCACGUACACACAACGAAAUGCCAACGCUGAGCAGUCUGAAGAGUGCGCUGGGACAUGCGGCGGCAGCGGCGGCGACCGCCUCCACGUCCGUCACGCUUCAUAUCAACGACGUCGUCCAGGUGGAAGUGGCCCAAGAUGACUUGCAGGAAUUCCCGCCGUCGUCCUCGUGGGGUGACGCGGGUGUUGUGGACCUGGGCAAUUCCUUGCGCAUCUCGUCGCCGGACGACUUUCUCGGCUUGAAUCUCUCGCUAUUAAACUACACGCUCAACGGGACCGGCUACAACGAGACGGCGCAGGCCGACGACGGCGAGGCACUCGCGGACCUGAUUCUCAUGGGCGUCAUCUCGGUGCUUCUCGGUCUCAUGAUACUCGUCACCGUAAUCGGAAACGUGUUUGUGAUAGCCGCCAUUUUGCUGGAGAGGAAUCUCCAGAAUGUCGCCAACUAUCUGAUCGUCUCGCUGGCCGUCGCCGAUCUGAUGGUCGCCUGCCUCGUGAUGCCCCUGGGCGCCGUCUACGUGAUAAGCAAUAAUUGGAUAAUGGGCCCCGAAGUCUGCGACAUGUGGACUACCAUCGAUGUGAUGUGCUGCACGGCGUCCAUCUUGCAUCUGGUCGCCAUUGCAAUGGACAGAUAUUGGGCUGUCACAAACGUGGUAUAUUCAAGAGACUCGAACCGGAUCAUCAUCAUGAUUGUGAUGAUCUGGAGCGUGGCGCUGGUCGUCUCCCUGGCGCCACAGAUUCCUCAGUUUGGUUGGAAGGACCCCGAUUACCUGAACCGCAUCAACGUCAAGAAACAGUGUCUGGUUAGUCAGGACGUAGGAUAUCAGAUAUUUGCAACUUCUUCAACGUUUUAUGUCCCUUUAUUGGUCAUAUUUAUUCUCUACUGGAAGAUUUUCCAAACAGCGCGUAAACGUAUCCGGAAACGACGUGAAAUGCGAAAUCACAAUAUGGAGAAACCAAGUGAUGCAGGUAGAAGCAACAAUAAUGCUCGUAACUUCCUUACGAAACGCCGUUUCCUACGAAUGAAGAAAUCAGCGAAAAAGUCGACGGCCGCUGAAGCCUUAGUAUCGUCACUUGUGAUGAUGGAAGGCCAGUCGACGACAACGAUGGACGUUGUGAUGGAGGAAGCCGAGCAACAACAACCGCAACAGGCGAAUGGCAACCACGCCGAGGAAACAACAGCGUUUACUAUUACAAAACCCGGAAAAGUGGAUAACAUGGUUGUGUCGAACAAUGUAAGUCCGGAAAAGACGUCCACGGGGACGACGAACAACGGCUCAGCGAGUCAUCAGAGUCACAUCAGUGACAUUAGUCGUGUAGAAGCUGCUUGCCCAGCGGAGAAACUGCUACCACCAGUGAAAAAAGACAAAAAGGAAACACUCGAAGCAAAACGCGAGCGCAAAGCGGCGAAAACACUGGCGAUCAUCACCGGCGCAUUCGUCAUGUGCUGGUUGCCCUUCUUCAUACUCGCACUGUUGAUGCCACUGUGCGGCGAGCAGUGCUCGAUAUCACCCUACGUGAUAUCCUUUUCACUAUGGCUGGGCUACUUCAACUCGACGCUCAAUCCAGUCAUCUACACCAUAUUCAAUCCGGAAUUCCGGCAGGCUUUCAAACGAAUACUGUGCGGUCAGCACGUCGGGCGGCGAGGCCGCGGCGGUGGCGGAGGCGGUCGCGGUCAAAAUUUCAGAUCGGCUAAAGUCGGCUAGGCGAAAGUGCGUCUCUACCCAACUCACUCCAUGAUGAACGCUCAAUAUGCGCUUGUGCGAGACAUUCCAGUCUAACCAAUUUCGUCCUCAAUUACAAAUAUAAUUCGCUCGUGUAAAUAGUUAGUGACUGUUCAAACUAACAUAGACAUAAGUACGUGUAACAGAAUAAUGCAUAUACAUAUAUAUUUUCGUUAUUGUAAGAAAAUGGUGUCCAAAACAUGGGUAUAGAUAUAUUAGGUUUGGUUGAUAUUUUACACGUUCCUGAUGAAACGCUACAAAUGUCUUUCGGAUAGUGUAAAUAUAUAUUAAAUAAGAUAGGUUAUAGUAGUUGAUAAGUUAGGUUAUAAACUUGCAAAAGAACCGCAAUGAGGUAGAAAACAAACAAAAAGCAAAAACUUAACUAGUGCGUUAAUUUUCCUAACGCUCGCCACAUUAACAGUUAAUUUUGCAGCAUGCAGCGAUUUUGCUAGUAGCAACAAACCGUGCAUCUCUUUUAUCAUGGUGAUGAUGAUAAUAAAGCUGUAUAAAACCGACGCCGCGGACGUAAUUUAUCAACGCAGUCAGCAACAAAAAGUAUUGCACAAUACAGGACUCUCUAGUCUCUCUAGUACAUUCCGUAAAAUUUCAUUUUUAGCUUGAGACGCGAUGACAUAUGACGUUAUCCUCGCUCAACGCGCUCAACACUUCUCCAAGAGUCCGCGUCUCGGUCGGCUCAUAUAUUCGCGCGCACGUCUCGCGGAACAUAAAUAAAACGCUAAAAAAGGCGCGCGCAAAAAGAAACGCGCGUUGAUGAGACAACAGUGGCGGACUUUAAGUAGACAUUGAUUGAUAAAGUACACCAUCAAAAUUUAGAUUAUCGAGUGAUAUUUUGUGUUUUAUUAUUUAUUAUGCUCAUCAUGUACAUGCGUUGCAAAAACGUUGUUUUUUUACUGCUGCUCGUUUUAAAAUUCAUCAAAAAAUAUAAUAACAAAGAGUAAUAACUUGAAGUUGAACUCAGGAAAAAGUUAACCUUUUAAAUUUCAACGGUAGAGACAUAAAACAAGCUGUAAAAGUAUUGAAAAGUGUUAGAUAAGUUUUUAGUUAGUGGAAAUUUAAUAUUUUUUAUUGCUUUUUAAUAUUUGAGUAUUGAAGAUAUUGGUAAACACCACAAUAUUUGUUCAGUAAAUGUGUACAGUAUGAGGCAUUAACACUACAUAUUUUAAGUCAUGAAUAGCAUAGAUUUUGGAAUAAUUAUUAUUUUUAGUUUAUUGACGUUUUAGAUAUGAAUAUUUUAUUUAAUGUUUACACGCAAUCUUCUUUGUCAUUUUUUGUCCACCAGCGUUUAAAACUAAUGUUAUUAAUCUUACGUUAAAUAUGAAUAUUCAAAUGAAAUGCAACGAGUUGAUGCGAUUACAACCAGCUUGUUCAAUGACCUGAAACACCAACGUUUUUGUUACCAAUUUAUGCUGGUGGACAAAAAAUAACUCAAAAAUGUUUUGUUCGGUACACAUUGAAAAACAAAUAAUCUAGAUAGCAAUCAAUGAAAAAAAAUUAAUUUCGUUCUUGAAUGUGAUAAUAUACGUAAAUCUUAAGCAUCCAUUAAUCGAACGUGAAAUCAACGUAAAUAUACCUAAAUCAAAAGAGAUAGUAAAUAUUAUAAAUUCAAAACUCUUCAAAAAUCUCCCAAGUUUUACUAAACUAAACGUAUCGCCGUCUAUUCGUACGCUUUCCACAUUCAAACAUUUAUAUUAUAAGAAACUUCGCGAAAUGUAUAGCUUAAUAUUACUGCUUGAAUUCUGCCUGUAUGUUCACUAACAAAUCGUUAUUUAAAAUAUUGUGAUAAUAAUAAAUGUUAGGCGGGGAAAGUGAACUGUUUUUAUAUUAAAAACAACUAUGAUUAAGCAUAAAACAAGAGUGCAACUGCGUUGUCAUGAAAAGUCAUAGUCAUCGUAAACACAUUUCAUCAAUUCUCAUCAAAUUGAUGACGAUGACUAUUCAUCUCACAAUUUGGCUGUUAAUCUUGAAACAUAUGCACGAUAAUCAUACCCAAUAUUAAUUGAGCCUAGAUAUUGGUGUAUGGUGUUCGAGCAUUGCCACCAUGUAACAUAUAACCUAAAAGACACACCUAACCUAAUUUAUAUAACCAAACACUCAACACAAUAUACAAUACACAAUGAAUUUUAGCGAGAUAAGCAAAGCGAAUCGCAAGGUGCGAACCAAAUGUAAAUAACAUUGAUUAAAUAUUAAUCAAGUCUAUAAUAAUAAUUAAACCGAUGAUUCUAUUGUACAAUAUAAUAUGCAUAGUAAAUUGAUGUGUGUUAUAAUUAAUUAAUUCGGUUGGUUUGCGUUUGUAAAAAUGUACACAAUGAACAGAACUCUGUAAAUACUAGCUGAGUAUUAUAUAUGAAUUUGUUUGUGAAUUUGAAUAACGUAUAUUUGUACAUAAUGUUAUUGAACAUUGCCCAAAAUAUUUGUUAAGUAUACUUGAAAUAAAAUCUAUCAAGUCAAAAAUACUAUAUGUACGUGAGGGGCAAACAAAAUAUAGAUAUCGAAAGCCGAUCAAAUAUUUGAACGAGCAAAUGUUAUCAGGCUGGUUAUUCGAUGUGUGUACAGAUGUAAAUAAAAAUGACCGAGCGUAAUGUUACCACAGAUAUAUCAAAGUAUCUCUAAUAAUAAUUAAUAAUAUGAUAAUAUAGUCGGUGUGUUUGUUCCAACACGAGCCACAGGAUGACUAAAUGGAUUCAUAGCUUUAAUAAAACUGAAUAAAUGUUUAAGCCAGCUUUGACAUUACAACUUAACCUUUAAAAAUGUUUUGAGUUUAUAAUUGAGGUUAUGACAUGAAAAGUUUUAUUGUUAUUAUCAAACAUAUGAAAUCUAGACUAUAAAGAAAGAUCCUCUCGUUUUGUUGUUAACAAUAAUGAUAAAUUUAAAUUAAUAUUGAACUCGUAUUGUGAUAUACAAGAUGUAUAAAGAUUAUACAUGCAAACCCACAACCAAAAUUCAAACAAACAGGAAGAGAAAACAUGAUAUUCGCCCCUCAGAUUUUCACCUAAAUGUUACUUAACGCUACAACUCUAGAGAUGAUAAAAUUGUGAACUAAUAAACCUAGCGAUUCUCAUUGUGUGUUUAGAUGCAUAAUUAUGAUGUAUGUGCUGUAUCUCUCUAUUAAUCGGAUCCUGAAUCGAGCGGACGAGUUACGAAUCGAAUCAAAUCGAAAGUAAUCAAUGUGAAUUAUGUAAAAUAUAUAAACUAAACAGCGGUGUAUUGAAAAUGCAGAUAUAUAAAAUAAGAGUUUGGAAACACACACACACACAAAUCUUAUGCUAAUUGUGAAAGAUACUUGCAUUUGAUUAACAAAUACUAUUUACUAUUUAUUAUUACAAUAAAUGAUAAUAUGUUAUGAA
Dalotia coriaria is the source of this 5750-nucleotide messenger RNA. RefSeq names its product 5-hydroxytryptamine receptor-like. Gene Ontology annotation, molecular function: G protein-coupled receptor activity. Gene Ontology annotation, biological process: adenylate cyclase-activating adrenergic receptor signaling pathway. The transcript is spliced from 11 exons. The record is from RefSeq and is a predicted model, not a curated record. The coding region runs from base 682 to 2367 and encodes 561 amino acids. NCBI's taxonomy places the organism in Eukaryota, Metazoa, Arthropoda, Insecta, Coleoptera, Staphylinidae. Gene Ontology annotation, cellular component: plasma membrane.